Molecule: messenger RNA, 2198 nt
Organism: Acipenser ruthenus (sterlet)
Lineage: Eukaryota; Metazoa; Chordata; Actinopteri; Acipenseriformes; Acipenseridae
Gene: eno4
Product: enolase 4
Exons: 13
Coding region: 156-1994 (612 amino acids)
Biological process (GO): glycolytic process
Cellular component (GO): phosphopyruvate hydratase complex
Molecular function (GO): phosphopyruvate hydratase activity; magnesium ion binding
Source: RefSeq, a predicted model, not a curated record
UUGCUUCAAUUGGUUCAUGUGGGGUCGAAUCAGUUGAGGCUUCACAAGUGGAUAUUCCUUUGUGCUGCACACCGACACGUGUAUUUUAUACUACAAAGAGGCUACUGCGGUGCCCAACACGACAGUAUUAAUACAUGACGUGUUAGUCUGCGACUAUGAGUUCAUUUUGCCAAGUAUUGUUACACUACGUCGUGCAACGUGGAGAGAGAAACGAAAAUGUGUCUGUAUUGUAUGUAGUCAAAAGUAUUUGGCAGAAAGACAGUUCUGUCUGGCUGAGCGAUACACCGAGCAGAAAAACGUUUGUGUAUGCUAGGUGCCUUCCGACCGAGAAAGCCGAAAUACCCCGGACAGCUCCAACAAGCUCUCAAUCUACACAUCCUUCCACCCCGCUCACAAACGCAAACUACUUUUCCAAUUUUUCCAAGCCUCCACGGAUAAGCAAUCUAGUGGGAAAAGAAGUGUAUGAUGGGAAAGGCCAACCAGCUGUCCAAGUGGAAGUACUGUGUACAAUUCAAAGCAAUGAAAAGAGAAUUUGCUCAGCAGCAAUAUCCAGCCACUGUGAACCACCCGGAUCUGAUUAUGCUUUACCCGAAGCUUGGGAGAUGGACGAUACUAAAAGAAAGGAAUCUGUCUCGAUAGCUUUACAAUGGAUCAAUGAGCCACUGGCAGCACUGUUGAAGGGGCAUGAACCAGCUGAUCAGUUAAAAGCAGAUACAUUGCUAAGUGAUUUUUUUCAAGUGCACGUUGCAGAAAAGCAGGCGCAAAUGGAGGAGGAAAAGAAACAACAAGAGCUGAUGGUGGCUGUGGAGUCUGAGGCACUACCUCCACCUCAGCCUUCUCCUGCUGCAAAUAAAAAAGAGAAAAGGACCAGUGGCAAAGGCAAAAAGACUAGUGUUCCAGAGAAGCCCAUCCCCCCUGCUGAACCACAGGAGCUUGUGUUGCCGGGUAGCAUGGCAGUAGGAUCGGUGUCACUGGCUGUCUGCAAAGCUGCUGCCAUAUUGAGCAGCAUUCCCCUUUUCCAGCAUAUUUUCGCAAUAAAUCAUCAACAGCAAAUGAUGAAAGACAUUCAGAUGCCCAUACCAAUGAUAUCGUUACUGUCUUGUGGAAAAUCAUCACCUGGUAAACUAAAUCUAAUGAAGGAAGUGAUUGUGAUCCCGAAACCUGGGCUAACCUUUAGACAGAGUUUUAACAUACUGCGAGAACUUCAAAAACAAAUGAUAAAGUUGAUGGAUACAGCAUCAAAAACAGGGCCUAUCCUGAAAACAGUGUCUGAUCUUGGUGCAUUAGUGAUAGGAUUUGAACGACUUGAACAGCCUUUGGAUCUCAUUCGAGAAGCCUCCAAGACUCUUGAACUUACAGUCGGGGAAGAUUUACAUUUAGCAAUAAACUGUGCUGCACACGAGCUAAUAGACUAUCAAAAAGGCAAAUAUGAAGUGAUGACCGGAACACCAAAGAAUCCUAAUGAGAUGGUAGAUCUGUAUGUGGAUUUAAUAAGCCGCUACCCAGCAGUUAUUGCUCUGAUAGAUCCCUUGAGGAAAGAGGACAAGGAGCAGUGGAACAAGCUAUACACUACUGUGAGCUCCAAAUGUUAUCUGCUUGCUGAAACGGCCUCAAAACCAAUCAGUUCACUUCUAGUGGAGGAGGAUCUGACUGUGCCUGGGUUCAGUGGUGUAAUCUUGAAACAGACCAAUCAGACAACUGUCUCAGACAUGAUUGAAAUCAACAGACGCAUGAGAGAUCAGAAGCGUAUUACUGUGUUUGGAACUACAGAUGGAGAAUCUUCUGAUGAUUCCCUAGCAGAUCUUGCUGUAGGAGUGGGAGCCAGGUUUAUCAAACUGGGAGGUCUGUGUCGUGGCGAGCGGGUGACUAAAUACUGCCGUUUGCUUUCUAUAGAGGAUGAAUUGGCCCGGCAGGGAGCACUGGGUCUUGCAGAAAAACAUGAGUUUCCUGUUCUUACUGGAGAAACGGAAGCCGAUCCCCCAUCCCAGUCUUAAUUCAGUACCACAAGUAUUGUAUUUGUGCAGAAAAAAGAGUAGUAACACUUAUUUUUAGUCUUUUACUUUUGCUAAUUAUUUUAAUAAAUAAAAUAAUUUUAGUUUUUUGUAAACUUGAAUUUCCUAACUUAGUGUGUCAUCAGAUGUUAUUAUUUUGUAUACUUUUCAUGCUUAUGUUAAUAUAGAUUAAAGUCUUAUGUAUCA